Paramormyrops kingsleyae is the source of this 1211-nucleotide messenger RNA. The record is from RefSeq and is a predicted model, not a curated record. NCBI's taxonomy places the organism in Eukaryota, Metazoa, Chordata, Actinopteri, Osteoglossiformes, Mormyridae.
UGCUAUUGGUCAGCGAAGGAUGCGAUAGCGUCCAAUCAGAGUAGCCCAAGUCACACCGAAGUCACGGACGGAAAAGAUGGCGGCGAAAAACGGCAAGAAUGGUAUACUCGAAAAAUGGAGGAUCGACGAGAAGCCGAUCAAGAUCGACAAAUGGGAUGGAGCCGCUGUGAAGAAUUCACUCGACGAUGCUGCCAAGAAGGUUCUCCUGGAAAAGUAUGGCUAUGUGGAGAACUUCAGCCUCGUAGAUGGACGCCUCUUUAUCUGCACGGUUUCUUGCCUCUUUGCUAUCGUAGCAUUGGUGUGGGAUUACCUUCACCCCUUCCCUGAAUCCAAACCGGUUCUGGCAUGCUGUGUAAUCUCUUACUUCAUUAUGAUGGGGAUCCUUACCUUGUAUACCUCUUAUAAAGAAAAAAGCAUCUUCCUCAUGGCUGUGCAGAAAGACCCUACUGGCAUGGAUCCUGACAAUGUGUGGCAGCUGACAUCAAGCCUGAAAAGGUUUGAUGACAAGUACACCCUGAGAGUCACCUUCAUCAAUGGGAAGUCCAAACGGAAUCGUGAAAUGGAGUUCACAGAGUCUGUGAGCCGCUUCUUUGACGAAAACGGAACGCUGGUCAUGGACCAGUUUGAAAAAAAUGUCUCCAAGCUCCAUGACACCUUAGGAGUGGAGAAAAAAACCAAGUAAAGAAUCUGAGAAGCAAAACGUGCCGGUGUGGCUCCACCGCUGUUGGAGGGCACUGUUGUGUCAUGUGGCAUUUGCUACAUGCAUCUCUGGUCUGUUCUUUAAGUAAAUCUCUCACUGUGCUGCAGACACCAGUGCAUUUGUAUUUUUUUUCUCGGUCGGAUCAGAAGCGACUAAAAGCAUGUAGAAUGUAAAGCUUUUGCUAUUUUGUUAAGUCUGCUGUGCCACUAGGAAGGGAUUAACAUGUUAGUAUUAAUGCCCUCCAAGGUUUCAUAUGCAGGCGUGUUACAAAUUGUGUAGAUGCUUGCAUGUUGGAUAGUGUGUAUUUAGUUUCAUUUAUAGCUGUUGAAAGGAACUCAAUUAUUGUCAUGGAAUUUGUACAUUUCAGACAGUAUAAUGUGCUUUUAGUCCUGAGGGCCUUGGCCUACUGAAGCAGUUAGUCUUACUUGUUGAUUUAUUUGGACUUUCAUUUUUAUACUCAAGGCACAAAGAAGUCUAAAUAAAAGAAGAAAUAUUUUGAUAUUUCUUAAAA